GCUCUCUCUCUCUCUCUCUCUCUCUCUCCUCUUUAUCUUUUACUUCUCUGGUUAGAACAGGGGGCAUCGUUCAGUGCAGUCCAGGAAUGGCGUCCUGCAGCAGCUGUGUAAUAACUGGAAAUACAAAUAGAUGGAGUAUGGCAUCUCUUAAAUCAGCCCUUCCUCCUUCUUCAUUACGCUUCCCAACCAUGGCCGCCGCUACUUCAUUUCAGUCCAAGCCCAAGCCCAAGUCCAAGCUGCUUCUCCGCUCUUUCAAUGGCCUCGCUCCUCUUCAACCCUCUCUCUUCCCAACUUCUUGCCCAGAAUUUACCAGCUUUGGUCAUUGUUUUCCCACUAUUGGCAAUGGGGGUCGAGUCUUUGCUAUGAGACAUGGGAGGCGAGUACCCAAACUCAAUAGGCCCCCUGACCAGCGUAAGGCACUAAUUCGGGGCCUCACAACGCAGCUCCUUAAACAUGGUCGCAUCAAGACUACGAGAGCAAGAGCUAGUGCAGUGAGGAAGUAUGUUGAUAAGAUGAUCACAUUGGCAAAAAAUGGAUCUCUUCAUAAGAGGAGACAAGCUCUUGGCUUCAUAUACGAGAAGCAGAUUGUCCAUGCCUUAUUUGCUGAGGCUCCGGAAAGGUAUGGAGAGAGGAAUGGAGGGUAUACACGAAUUCUCUUUACUUUGCCACGGCGAGGAGAUAAUGCUCCUAUGGCCUACAUUGAGCUUGUCUAGAUUUUAAGUAUAUCUGCAUGCAAACUAUUACUUGGACCAUUAUUCUCAUUUCAUGCUUCUGUUAGGUAAUAUCUUGUGUAGUAACAAAUGAUCUAAUGAAUGGUUAUUUGAUUCUUGAUAA
Molecule: messenger RNA, 834 nt
Organism: Quercus robur (English oak)
Lineage: Eukaryota; Viridiplantae; Streptophyta; Magnoliopsida; Fagales; Fagaceae
Product: 50S ribosomal protein L17, chloroplastic
Exons: 2
Coding region: 87-713 (208 amino acids)
Biological process (GO): translation
Cellular component (GO): cytosolic large ribosomal subunit; ribosome
Molecular function (GO): structural constituent of ribosome
Source: RefSeq, a predicted model, not a curated record